This is a messenger RNA of Mixia osmundae IAM 14324, 1922 nucleotides long. RefSeq lists its product as uncharacterized. The transcript is spliced from 7 exons. Lineage: Eukaryota; Fungi; Basidiomycota; Mixiomycetes; Mixiales; Mixiaceae. Gene Ontology annotation, molecular function: histone acetyltransferase activity. Gene Ontology annotation, biological process: regulation of DNA-templated transcription. The record is from RefSeq and is a predicted model, not a curated record. The coding region runs from base 201 to 1922 and encodes 573 amino acids.
GCAGAAGCAUGGCAACGGGUCAGCAAGGAUCCGGCGAACGCUCGCUUGAGAACGGGCGAGGUAUUGCGCCUUGUAGCGGCAGAACUCGCGCAAUAAUGUUGUCACACUGUUGAUGUCAUUCGUCCAUCGCGUCGCGUUCGGUUCGAGUCGACCGUCUUCGAGCUUCGAGUUGCACCCUGUCUUAGUCACUGCAGCGGGGCAUGGUGGCUCGUCAGACAGCGCAGCAACAAGGCGCUGUCAGAUUGAAGCAGAGCUAUACUGUCCUGGGCGAUGAUCACCACACAGCGCCUCGAACUGCGACUGUCCUCUCACUACGAGGCCAAGCCGCUGCUGACGACAAUUCGGGACUCAUAGAAGAAGCAUACGUGCACUACGAGGGUUGCGACUCGAGACUAGAUGAAUGGCUACCAGUCGCUAAACUGCUGCCUCUAUCUUUGACUAACGGCACGAGCAUCAAGCAAGAGUCAGGCUCUCUACCGCCUGCAAUCGAUUUGCAGUCCCAACUGGGUGUGCCUGCAGCUAUUGCUACUCUGCUGGAAGGAUCCCCACAGCCAGCUCUCCAGACGAUAUCACAGCAGAUUGCGCAGACGUACACCUCACAUGCAACUGCUGAAGCCCAUGCGCCCAAGCGGGGCACACUCAAACCGAGACAGAUCUCUAAAGUCAUCUGGGGCUGGCAUGAGAUCAAUUGCUGGUACUCGAGCCCAUACUUGCUUGAAGAUGCCAAGCCGACGGCAGGUACCAGCUCAAAGCCCAAUGGAGUGCUCCAUGAAGCUGAUUCAGGCCUUGUUCCCGCCAAGCCCAUCAAGAAACGCCCGGCUUCAGACUCAGAUGACGAUGCUUUCACUCCUGGCAAGCUGAGUAAGGUGCCCGCAAGGAAGCCAAAGUCAAAGCAAGGGGGAGGCAAGAAUGCGUCAUUGAGCGAAGAUACUCAUCACGAGUAUGCAUCGUCAACGGACGACUUUGUAGCAAGCACAUCAGGUCGUAAGGAGCUGCCAAGAAAGCAGCCGCGCGGAUCUGUCGUGGGACAGCCAUCUACCAACGGACACGCGCAUGCUAUGGGCAGUGUGGUUGAAUCCUCCGUGCUCUACGUAUGCGAUGGCUGCUUCAAGUACUUCUACAAUCCGCCGGUCUACCAGACUCAUAGAAGAAUCUGCAAGAUGGCACAUCCGCCAGGCAGAAAGGUGUAUCAACGGGGCGCGCAUAUUCUCUGGGAAAUCGAUGGCGCUCAGCACAAGUUAUUCUGUCAAAAUCUGGCCCUCUUUGGCAAGCUCUUCAUUGAUCACAAGUACAUGUUCUAUGAUGUCGAUGACUUCCUGUUCUACAUCGUCACUGAAGCCGAGCCAAGUCGCGAUUACGUGCUCGGGUAUUUCUCAAAGGAAAAGGUAUCUUAUGACAAUUAUAAUCUUGCCUGCAUCGUCACCUUUCCGCCUUUUCAGAAGCGCGGCUACGGCAAUCUGCUCAUCGAAUUCAGCUAUGAAAUCGCUCGUCGCACUGACCCAGCCGCACCACCAGGUACGCCCGAACGCCCGCUGUCAGAUCUCGGCCUUCGAGGCUAUCUCACGUACUGGACUGGCGCUAUCGUUCGCCACCUUCGCACGCUGUUUCAGUCUGACGCCUUCCCAAUCAACCAGAAGCUUACGAUCACCAAGACGAGUCCCAAGAGGCAGUCACCGCGGAGGCUCGGGCAGAAUGAAACCAUUUCACCGCUCUCAGGCGAGAAACACCUCACACUCGCUUCGAUUGCCGCUGCUGUCCAUCUGCGCGUUGACGACGCGGCUUUUGCGAUGCACGAGUCGGGCUUGGUCAGCGUCAAGGGUACAGAUGGAGAAAUUGUCAUCACGCCCGAACUGCUUGAGCACGUCGCAAAGGAGAAGAAAGUCAAGAUCGCUUUCCUCGAGGAGGAGUACUGGCUCAUCUGA